Messenger RNA from Schistosoma mattheei, 1768 nucleotides. NCBI's taxonomy places the organism in Eukaryota, Metazoa, Platyhelminthes, Trematoda, Strigeidida, Schistosomatidae. The record is from the annotation of a GenBank genome assembly.
CUUGAAUUCAUGGUUCUUGUCUGAUAAAAAAAAAACUAAUUUCGGCAAGAAGAAAAGGGUGUUGCUUUAAUUAUAUCCAGCUAAUAUAUAAUGGUUAUAGAAUUUUUAGCAUUUAUGUACAGUAGUAUAUACAUUUUUUGUUAUUCUUAUUGAUUUUGUUAUUCCGUCGAAUCUAGUACCAGUUCGUAUUUCUGCUACUACGCUUCAAAUGCAAUUGAUGGAAUGGUAUUAGUUUAUUUGUGAGAUAUUUUUGUCAUAUUAAACAUUGUUCGUUACUCACUCUAUGGCGUUUUGUAGAGACUGUUGAGUUUCCUAGAUUGCUUCACGAACUUAUCAAAGUUAGACAUCCAUCGGAAAUCUGGGGGCGUUGAUCAACUGUUUCGUCCCACUAUGGGACUCCUCGGUAGCGCGCCUCUAUAACCCCAUCGGAAGUUAAACCCAAACCUUUGAGUCUCUCGGUGAUUGACUGGUCUUUAAACCACUGAAACGCGAGACCUGAAGACGAUGAGCUUAAUCUUCGAUGACGUCGCAGACGUACACCACUGAGAAGCUCCACAAUAGGACGAAACCGCUAUCCAGUGUUUCUUGGUUUUCAAUAGAUGUUUAGUUUGUGGCUACAUUCAUUAGUUUCAUUAUUAAGGUUUCGUAUGCUUUUGUCAAACCACAGGUUUUUAAAUUUUUGUAUAUCAAAAAAAUAUUUAGAUACCCAUAUAAAACAUAAUGAAUACUCGACUCAUACCAGAUGAAACUAUAUCAGCUUUACCUGGAGAAAGUGGAAGUAUUGCUGAAGUAAUUGGACCCGUUGAAGGAUUAGCACAACCAUCCUCAGGAGAAACGGUAGAUCGGCGUAAUGCAAUCGCUUUAACUGCAGCUUUCAAUUUCACUGGUACAACACCAUCAGCUAAUGGCGCAACCAUGCAAGAAUACUUUGUACAAACAGUGGUUUCAUCUCCUAUUCAACAUGAAUUAUUAUUGAAUCGAUUGCAUGGUUUGUGCCGUGAAUGGACAGAUUUCUGUGAUCAAGAAACUAUAUUCGAAAUAGGAAGUGAUAAUCGAACUGAUACAAAUAACCUUAUAGGUAUGAACAGAUCAUCUGGAAAUACAUCUGCUGCCGUUGGCGUCUUAGCUGCCACUGCAUCAGGUAGUGCAACUGUCACUAUACGUGUUCGUCGAAGUCUUUUAAGUAGAGUAAAUAAACCUGGUCGAGAAUUUUCUGUUCUACGAUAUUUAGGAGCCAUAGAAACUGAUAAAAUAAUUUUACGACGUAGUUGUCUUGAAAUGCCGGUUACUGGACCAAUCGUUAGUUUUCUAUAUGAUUUGGGAUUUGACUAUGAAUCUACGUUUGUUGCUGAAGGUCAAGAAUUUAUUCGUGGACGUGUGAAAGUUUUAGUUUAUACAGUUAAUGAAAUAACCAGCUUUCAAAGUAUUGCAACUUCAAACGCUAUGGGAUUUGGUUUUGAUGGACAGGGAUUAGCACCCAAAGAUUGGCGACGUUUAUGUUCUCGUAGUUGGAUGGUAGAGAUCAGUGUAGUUGGCAGUCCUGCUGAUGAUCAUUUACAAGAAGAAAUUGCAGAUUUUGUUGAACUACUUCAUCCAAUUAUUGUACCAACAAAACUUGAUAGCAAUUUGUUUACUCGUAAAUGUUGAUAAUUUCGUGUGCUUUUCUUUUAUCUAUUUUUAUCGGGUUUUGUAUAAAUCGUUCAUAUUCUUUUUUUAAAAAUUGUAUUCAUGUAUGUAAAAAUACAGAGUUCAUUGAUAUGUACAAAAA